UGGUUGUAUGUAUGUGUAUUGUGAAUGUGUAGAGAGUUAAUUGAGAUGGUAGAGAAGUAUGGAGUGAGGAAGUGGUCUCAAAUUGCAGAGAUGAUGGAGGGAGGAAGGAUAGGCAAGCAGUGUAGAGAGAGAUGGCACAACCAUCUUAGGCCUGAUAUCAAGAAGGAUACAUGGAGUGAGGAUGAAGACAAGAUACUAAUCCAAACCCAUACAGAAGUAGGAAACAAAUGGGCAGAGAUCGCAAAGAGGUUGCCAGGAAGAACUGAAAACUCCGUCAAGAAUCAUUGGAAUGCAACAAAAAGAAGGCAAUACUCAAAGCGAAAAUGCCGAACCAAAAACCCAAGGCCUAGCUCUCUUCUUCAGAACUAUAUCAAGAGCCUCAACUUGGAUGGAAAAUUCGACAUUAACGCAAAAAAUGCUCUGGCCACUGAGAAGUUUGAAGAGUGUAGCAUUCUUCUUGAUCAGAUGCCUUGUCCUCCUGUGGAUGAUGAGAAAAGCUUUGAGAUGGAGGAGGUGCCAUUGGAUCGUGUUCAUGUGGCUUCUUUCAUGAAGCGUGAAGUGAAGAAAGAGAAGGAUUUGAUGGAGAUGAUCACCCAAGUCAAUCUCUAA
This is a messenger RNA of Camellia sinensis, 609 nucleotides long. RefSeq lists its product as uncharacterized. Gene Ontology annotation, biological process: regulation of DNA-templated transcription. Gene Ontology annotation, molecular function: DNA-binding transcription factor activity, RNA polymerase II-specific; RNA polymerase II cis-regulatory region sequence-specific DNA binding. NCBI's taxonomy places the organism in Eukaryota, Viridiplantae, Streptophyta, Magnoliopsida, Ericales, Theaceae. The record is from RefSeq and is a predicted model, not a curated record. Gene Ontology annotation, cellular component: nucleus.